Molecule: messenger RNA, 789 nt
Organism: Cladocopium goreaui
Lineage: Eukaryota; Dinophyceae; Suessiales; Symbiodiniaceae
Source: the annotation of a GenBank genome assembly
AUGGCCCGGUAUGUGGUGGCAGGCUUUUCUUUAGGUCUGGGAACGCGAUUUCAGAGGGGCUGCACUUCAGGGCAUGGAAUUUGUGGUCUGCCGCGCUUCAGCAAACGCAGCUGGCUGGCUGUACCACUUUUCAUGCUCUUUGCAGGAUUGGUGGUCUACCUCACGCGGCACGUCAUGCAGACGGGUGAGCCCAACAAAGCUGGCAUUGCUCCAUUGCAGUGGCCUCCAAGUUGGGAGUUUGCCCUUUGCACUGUGGCUGCCUCUCUCCUGCUGGCGGUGCUGUCCUUUGCGCCGCUGCCUGGCAGUGCGCAUGGCGUCAUCUGUCCGUUGGCUGCAGGUACCAUCUUUGGUUUGGGCCUGGGAGUUGCUGGAAUGACCAGCCAGGCCAAGGUGCUGAACUUCCUGGACGUGGCGGGCUACUGGGAUCCUUCGCUGGCCUUCGUGAUGGGCUGUGGCAUCCUGGUCUCCUUUCCGGCCUUCUACCUGGCGGAAGCCGAAGGUGCAAAGCCCAGAUGCGCGGAAUCAUUUGAGAAGCCCAGCAAAUCGGGUGAUUAUGCAACGUUGACUUUGGGAGCGAUCCUCUUUGGCAUUGGCUGGGGUCUUGUGGGCAUUUGCCCCGGCCCUGCUCUCGCUGGAACGGUGCCAAACUUGCUGGCCUCCACACCAGCAGGCUGGCUGGUGCCACCAAAAGAUUGGGGGACCAGUAGACACGGAGAUGCAAACCAAAGUUGUCACGAUAUUGAGGGUCAGCCACCCAACCAAUUGCGUUGUUUCGGCAGGGAAAAUUAA